Molecule: messenger RNA, 2757 nt
Organism: Prorocentrum cordatum
Lineage: Eukaryota; Dinophyceae; Prorocentrales; Prorocentraceae
Source: the annotation of a GenBank genome assembly
GAAUGCUACAAGCAGAAGGAGGUCCUCUUUCCGUGGAUGACCUGGCAGCAAUUCCUCGACUUGGGCAAGGACGUGCUUGCCUUCCACCAUGUGUGCGAUAAGGCUAUGGAGGUGGCAGCUGGCAAACGGAAGAGGGAGACGAUGGGGCAGGACGUCAGCAAGGUGAUCAAGAGGCGCUGCAGCGGGGUCACUCCGAAGUGCCUCGGGAUGAAGCCUGUGGAGCUCCUGGACAAGAACGGCAUUGAGGUUGCGCCCGGUUACCACGUGGCCGUCGAGGGGGCGCCGCAGAAGAUCUACUUCUACGCCGACAUCGCCGUGAAGAGCGGUAUUCCAGUGAUGGAUUCGCGUGAGAACGUGAACGACGUGCAGAUCGCGCCGAACGUCAAGCGGGCCUUCGACAUCGAUGACUUCGGAGGCGGCAACAUGCGAAUGCCGAGUGGUUUGAAGACGUGGAAUCAGCUUGAAAUACGUAGCAGGACCACCAGGCAGAAGCGCGACGAGCUGACUAGUAAGAGGCCUGCUGAGAAAGGCAAGCCAACUAAAAAAGGUGAUGGUGACGACGCGAGCUUCCAUGACGACGGUUCUGACUAUGAAGUCCCCUGGAGCUGCUGCUUCUUCGGCCGCGGCUCCGCCGAGCACCCCUGGCUCCCAGCCAUCGAGAAGGAUGGCAUUUUGAAGAAGAUGGCUGGAGGCUACUACGCCAAGACCCCGAAGUACUGGAUAAAAGUCCUCGGCUUGGCGCAGGGCGCAGGUGGCAACACCGUGCCCAAGGAGGUCGGCCAGGCCAAGCUUUGCCGCACAAGGGAGGGCAAAACCACGGAUGCCGACAGGCUUGAGAAGCACAUCGAUUUGUUCAACGACAGCCUGAAGCCUCCAUCGUCGCAAGUCCAUCUCAUGUCCGACGACGCGCUGAGGGCCCUGAUCGAAAAGCUGGAGCCAGGUCUGACAUUGAAGAAGUUCCAGGCUUUGUCUGACCUGGCGCUGCGGCUCUCCUCAAAGAGCGACCCCGCGUUGACCGAGCUCGUCUGCGUACCCGACCCGAUCGGCAACAACAAGAAGCACACCUUCGAUGCGCUCAACCUGCCGCACCACGCGAUCGCGAAGCAAGUUGGGAAGACGGCUUACUACGACUUCGCAAAGGAGGAGUACUUCGGCAAGGUCAUCCUCAAGCUCUUGUGCAUGAACAGCGCUGAGGGGGAUCUUAGGCUCAGGGGGGUGGACGUCGAAGCGAAGAAGGUGUUCAGUUUGCCAGAGGACUUGCCGCUGGAGGACUGGGUGGUGGACUUCAGUAUCCAGAUGUCUCUUCUUCAUGAGUGCGUGGACUUCAUCGUGGGUCCGCGCAUUGUCGGCGCCGACGUCGAGGACCCGCGGGGCCUUCUUCAACAGAUCCAGCCGCCAGCUGCUAACGCUCAGGCCGACGACUUCUUCUCCAUAAUCGCGCCGUCGCUGGCCGAUGGCCAUCGCGCGCAGACCUUGUUUGCAGAAUGCGCCAAGCCGAGCGCGAAGCACGACGAGCACUACCAGGAGGUGAAGGCCAUGCUGAACAAGAUGGAACUCGCAGCGAAGAGUGGUGAGCGCGAGACGCGUCCAGUGUUGACGAACGUCUGCGCCAAGCUGUUGGGCUGGGAUCAGUGCAUGCCCAGGGGCUCCUGCAGUCGGGUCAGGGACUUGCUCUGGGCGCAGGUGAUGAGCACCUAUCAGGCCCAGGCUGGCCACAGCGAGGAGUCGAACCCAGAAGAGCCCAGGGAGGAAGUGUUCGUUGAUAAGGUCGAGCUGAGGGACUACAUCGAGAAGUUGAACCGCGCCAUCGGCUCAUUCGAUCAGGAGAAGAGGGUAGCAUAUAUCAACGACAUGUGCAUCGAGUACCAGACCACGAAGGACAUCAAGACGUUGGCCAGGCUGGAGAACGUGCUGGGCCAGCUCCAGGAAGGGGAGGUCCUUCCCCCGGCAGCCCUCGUCUCCAUCUCGAAUGCUGCCAAGCACGCUUCGCAGCACAUGAUCGAGGUGGCCGAGAGGGACAGCGAGCAAGCGAGCACGGAACAGAUCAUGAUCAAGCGUGGCAAGUACGCCGAGGGCAUUGUGGUUGCAGCAAAGAACUUCGUCAACAUGAUGGAGGUGACCAAGUGCGUGAUGGCGAUGGGCCCAGACGCGGAUGCACGGUCCAAGUCAGAGCAGCGCACGCCUCGCUUGCUGGAGCUCGGCCGGGCCCUGACCUCCUUCGAGAGUGCGAUCCAGACGUCGAAGGGGGGCGGGGGGGGCCCGAAAUUCGGCCGCAGCGAGUACGAGCGCCCCGUGCAGACCAAGCAGGAGGUCGCCACGGCGCUCAUCAAGAACCUGAAGGAGAAGAACCUCAAUGCCAUGCAGGACGCGGAGAAGAUAUACGGCAUGAAGAGCUCGACGGUGCCGACUUGGCACGAUGGCCUGAGCGCCGACGUGAAGUGGGCUGAGCUGCUCGAGACGAAGCAGGCUCGCGACUUCCACGCGAACGUCUUACGCCAGCACGACGACUUGUUCGCGUCCGUGAAGAUGCUUGUCGUCAAAUGGGACGAGAUGAUGCAGCUGCGAGCGGACCUGAGCGCGCUGUACACGGAGCGCCUCAUUCUGGACAAGGCCGGCAAUUCGAGCAUCCAGAAGGCAGAGCUCCGCAGGCACGCGAUGGCUGCCAAGGCGUUCUGUCGGGACAUGGGCGGCGAGCAGGCCGCGAAGGCGGUCUUCGCGCCCGUCGCCAUGAAGAUGAAGCUCGCCCUUCAGGGCAAG